AUGAUUAGACGUAAAAUUGUAGGUUUCAGUUUACAUGCAAAGAAAUAUACUUUUCAUCCUUAUAAUUCACUUUUGGUUUUCGAAGGAAAGAAUGAAUGUAAAUUAAAGGUAGGAAAGAAUGAAAAUACAGUAUUCUUACAAGAGUGCAGUCAUAAAACAUUUCGUAUUUCUGUUGCAAAAAUACCUGAUAGUAACAAUUUUGUUGUUAAUUUAAAGUAA
Heterobilharzia americana is the source of this 219-nucleotide messenger RNA. NCBI's taxonomy places the organism in Eukaryota, Metazoa, Platyhelminthes, Trematoda, Strigeidida, Schistosomatidae. The record is from the annotation of a GenBank genome assembly.